CCUCACAGAAACACUUCCCCUUCAGUUCUCAGAAGAGAAAUACAGAAACAGCAGGUUAGAGACUCUGACAGUCGAGAGCCAGAGACCAAGAGAGAAGCACGAUGUCUGAAUUCAGAAGGAUCCUGAUGUCUUCAUUCCUGAUGCUGCUGCUCCACUUUCCAGCUGCAUCUGUGAAACAAUACUACCCCAUUGUCAGAGCUGGAGAUGAAGUCACUUUGCCUUUUGACAAUGUGAUAGAUGAUCAGGAUAAGUGUGAGAGUACUGAGUGGAGCUUCAGUGAUUCACCAUACUCACCAGGAGUGACGCUGUUUGCAGACGGGCAGAUUCACAAAGCAGCCAAAGCUAAAUCAGACAGACUGAAUGUUACACAGAAUUGUUCUCUGGUUAUAAAGAAGGUCACAGAGGAGGAUGCUGGAUGUUACGGCUGCAGACAGUUCAGAUCAGGAAUACAACAAGAUCCAGUCUCUCGUGUUUAUCUGUAUGUUGUUACCAUGACUGAACAUCAGGACAAUGAUGAGGUGACGUUAAACUGCUCUGUGUCGACAUAUGGAGGGUGUGCACACAGAGUGAAGUGGCUGCUUCAGGGUCGAGAUGUGGUUAAAGAUCACAGAGAUAUAAACACAUCACAGUCUUCCUGCUCUUCUGCCUCUGUGACAUUUCUGACUUCUCUCUUUAGUUACACAACAAGGUCUGAGUUGUUUACUUGUGAAGUAACUAGUAAGAUCACAGGAGAAGUUCAUCUGUUUCCCUUCAGCGAUCAGUCCUCAGGAGAUGCUACAACAACUGGAACACCAACAAUUCAUGAAUGGACAUCUGAAAACAACAACAAAGAAACAGACUGCAAACAUCCAGAAGGACCAGCUGUGUGGUGGGUCAUCAUGGUGCCUGUGGGGUUAGCAGCUCUCAUCAUCACCGUGGUUACAGUCCACAUCUGGACCAGAGCUAAAGGGGGCAAAAAACGGAUGACAAAAAACCUUGAGCAGAAUGAUGAAGAUGAAGAUGAAGAUGAGGUGAACUAUGAAAACGAUGGAGGGGCUUCUGCCUCUGUGUGACUGAUCAACAACAUCAACUCCCCUCAGAGUCCAUGCUGUCAAACAUCACCUCCUCAUAUUCUACAGGAGAAAACAGGAGAACCAUGAGAUCAUUGGAACAUUUCUGAUGACUGAGAACACCUGAGCCCCAUGAGAGGCCCUUCAGAAACUCACCUCCAUAUGAUAGGAAACAUAGCUUAUUAUAUUCAUUCAUUUCUGAUUUAACAUCCUUUAAGUAUGCUCUCACAUUCCCAUACAUAGUUAUAUAUCUGAUCUAUAGUCUACAGUCUCUGUAUAUAACAUCUCAAUAUUAGCAGUACUUGUGCUCACACCUUAUACCUUCACUUCUCACUGUAACUGCUGCACAUGUUCAAACAUACAAGUGUUGGGUUGAAUUCAUAACAUUUCUAAAUUGUAAAAUAAUCCCUAAUCUAUAUUUCUUCAUUGUGCUCUCUAGGGACUUUCAGUCAAACUUGGUCUAAUCAAUUUUAAGAAUAUCUUUUAUUUGUUUUUGUUAUUAAUGAUUCAUAUAAUGUCUUCUAAUUAGCAUAGCGUGUACUUAUACCUACAGUAUAUAUACCUGUACUGCCUAACUGCUGCACAUGCUGUAUAUAUCUGAUCAAUAGUCUAUACAAUAUAUUUACUAUACUCUCUUUUUACUCUAUAUGUAUUCCUAAAGCUGAAAUGCCUCCAGUAUCUUAGGAUGUUUUAAUUAGCUUAAGUCCUAAUGGAAUAUGUUACUCCUUUUUUUACUACGGCUUUAAUGAUAUAUAAUCCAAAUAAAAAGAGUGCUUUUAAUCAA
Molecule: messenger RNA, 1833 nt
Organism: Trematomus bernacchii (emerald rockcod)
Lineage: Eukaryota; Metazoa; Chordata; Actinopteri; Perciformes; Nototheniidae
Exons: 7
Coding region: 102-1052 (316 amino acids)
Biological process (GO): interleukin-15-mediated signaling pathway; positive regulation of ERK1 and ERK2 cascade; T cell activation
Cellular component (GO): membrane raft; external side of plasma membrane
Molecular function (GO): MHC class II protein binding; protein tyrosine kinase binding
Source: RefSeq, a predicted model, not a curated record